CGCCGGGAGCUCAGGUCGGACGUGGUGGGCUGCAGAUUCCUGCCGCCGCCGCCGCCCGGGAGGGGAGCGAGCCCCGGGCCACCGCCGCCCCCAGCAUGGGGCUCCCCGCGCUGCUGCUCCUUCGCUGCCUGCUGCUGGGCUCGGCGGCGGCGCUGCCCCGGCGGGAGCUGCUCCCCUACGGGGCGCCCCGGGGCGAUCGGCUGCUGCAGGACGGCGACGACGAGACCUCGGCCGUGGUGCCGCUCGGGAAGCCGCUGCUCUUCUACGAGACGCGCUUCAGCCACCUCUAUGUAGGGACCAAUGGGAUCAUCUCCACCCAGGAUUUCCCCAGAGAGACCCAGUACGUGGACGACGACUUCCCCACCGACUUCCCGGCCAUCGCCCCCUUCUUGUCCGAUAUUGACACCAGCGGCGGGAGGGGGAAGAUCUAUUACCGGGAGGAUCAGUCCACCGAGGUACUGGGCCAGGCCGCUCGCCUUAUCCGUGCUGGAUUUCCUAGUGCAGCCGCCGCUGCCUUCACUCCCAUCCAUGCCUUCAUCGCCACCUGGGAGAACGUGGGUGCCUAUGAGGAAGUCUCUCGAAACUCGGAGCCCUCUAAGAAGCUGAACACCUUCCAGGCAGUCUUAGCCUAUGAUGACUCCGACACCUACGCCCUUUUCCUUUAUCCUGAUGACGGCCUUCAGUUCUUUGGGACUCGGCCCAAGGAGUCUUACAACGUCCAACUGGAGCUGCCAGCCAGAGUGGGUUUCAGCAGAGGCGAAACUGAUUACCUGAAGAGAGAAGGGCCGUAUUACACUGUCACCAGCAGCGAGCAGUCUGUGAAAAAUCUCUACCAAACAAGCAACUCAGGGAUUCCUGGCGUAUGGGCCUUCCACAUUGGCAGCAGCUCCCCGCUGGACAACGUCAUGCCAGCUCAAGUUGGCGAAAAGCCUUCCAUGGGGCAUUCCCGGCAACCUCUGGAGAGCACGCUCAGCAGUGCCACCUUGGAGCAGAACGUCCUGGAGGCUGACUAUCCUGAGGAGGACACAGACUACGCCGAGCCCUUCUACGACGAGAACGAAGAAGACGACGUUGAGUACCCGACCGAGCUGGUGCCUGAUGUUUACACGAGACUUGAUUUGUACAGACGCUCCGGGGCCAGGCUGGGUUCGGAGCUGGAAUCCACAUUGCCGUAUCCGGUGUCCAGCCGUCACCCGGCCUCUCCUGAAAUGCAUGGGAUGAAGGAAGGGCCAUCCCAGGCGCCUCCUGCAUUGGAAGAUGAAGUGGAGUCCUCCCAAGAAACAGGAAUCCGAAACCCGUCCUCACUAGAGACCAAGGACAGCCUGCUGGAGCUAACGACCCAGGGGCUGCCAGCAAACACUGAGCGGGACAAUGUCCAGCCCUACCCAGACAGUGACACUGUACUGUCCGAGACGGACAUCUUUCCAGUCUACCCACAGGGGGAGGUCAUGCAUCAGGGCUACCCAGAGAACUCCCCUCCCUUUAAUCGUGGGAGGCAGGUAGUUGGUGUGGACGAAGACGGCAGCUUUAACCAGGAGGGGUUCACGUACAAUACCGCCAGCAAGGAAACCUGCGAACGGAACCACCACCAGUGCUCCCAGCAUGCCUUCUGCACCGACUAUGCCACCGGCUUCUGCUGCCACUGCCAGUCCAAGUUCUAUGGGAACGGCAGACACUGCUUGCCAGAAGGGGCUGCUCACCGUCUCAACGGUAAAGUCAGUGGGAAUGUCCUGGUGGGACAAACGCCUGUACAUUUUAGUGCCGUUGACUUGCAUGCCUACAUCGUUGGAAACGAUGGGAGAGCCUACACUGCCAUUAGCCAUGUACCUCCGCCGGCAGCUCGGGCGCUCAUGCCGCUGACUCCCAUCGGAGGUCUCUUCGGGUGGCUUUUCGCUCUGGAAAAACCAGGCUACGAGAACGGCUUUAGCGUCACCGGUGCUAAAUUCACCCACAGUUUGGACGUCACCUUCUACCCAGGAGAGGAGAGAGUCCAUAUCACUCAAACAGCUGAUGGCCUGGGGCCAGAAAAUUACCUAAGCAUUAAGACACAUAUUCAGGGCCAGUUGCCUUUUAUUCCAGAGAACUUUACUGUCCACAUUGCACCGUACAAGGAACUUUACCACUACUCUCACUCAGCCGUGACUUCCACAGCUUACCGGCAGUAUUUCCUCACCUUUGGGAGUAUCAACCAGACCUUUGCCUACCAACUGCACCAGAACAUCACCUUCCACGACUGCCCGCCCGCCCGCCACCACAGGGACGUUCCUGCCGUCCAGCAGCUGAGCGUGGAUCGGAUCUUCGCUUUGUACAACGAUGAGGAACGGGUCCUGCGCUACGCCAUUACCAACCAGAUUGGCUCCAGAGAAGGUGGCCCCGACUUGAGCACAGCGAACCCCUGUUACGACGGCACCCAUGCGUGUGACACCACAGCGCGGUGCCAGCCGGGCACCGGUCUGGAUUACACCUGUGAGUGCACGGCCGGCUAUCGGGGAGACGGCAGAGACUGCGUGGACGUCGACGAGUGUGCGGAGAGCCUCAGCAGAUGCGGCCACCACUCCGUGUGCAUCAACUCUCCGGGCAGCUACAGGUGCGAGUGCCCCAGUGGGUACCAGCUGGCAGUCGACAGGCCUGUGUGCGUGCCAAUCCCCCCGCCGUCCAACCCCUGCGAAGACGGCAGCCACACCUGCGCUUCGGCAGACCGCGCCCGCUGCGUUCACCACGGAGGCGGCUCGUUCAGCUGCGUGUGCCUCGCGGGUUAUACAGGCAACGGGCAUAAUUGCUCUGAUGUGGAUGAAUGCGCCGAAGGCAGAUGUCACCAAGCCGCCGCGUGCUACAACACGCCCGGCUCCUUUUCGUGCCGCUGUAAACCAGGCUACCAAGGGGAUGGCUUCCACUGCACACCUGAAACCGCCCAUCGCCUGACGCCGUGUGAACAGGAGCGCCUCUAUCCACAGCCCGCCCAUGGGCUUCGAGGGGUUUCUGCCCACCCGGGGCUGCACAGACCCCAGUGCGACGACGAGGGGAACUACAGGCCGCUACAGUGCCACAGCAGCACCGGCUUUUGCUGGUGUGUGGAUGGAGCCGGGCAGGAGAUCGCUGGGAGCAGACGCUCACCGGGCACCGCCCCGCCGCGCUGCAGGACAUCAGAGCCCACCCAGAGACCGCAGACCAUGUGUGAACGCUGGCGGCAAAGCCUCCUGGAGCACUACGGUGGCAGGCCACGCGAAGACCAGUACGUACCCCAGUGUGAUGCUCUGGGCAACUUUAACCCACUGCAGUGUCAUGGCAACAGUGGCUAUUGUUGGUGCAUGGAUGAAAGUGGCAGAGAGGUUCAAGGAACGAGAUCGGAACCUGGCAUUCCCCCGCCGUGUCUCCCCAGCCUUGCUCCUCCCACUGUCCAGCCCUCUCCGCGUCCUGAUGUGACUCCACCUGCUGCGGGCACCUUCCUACUGUAUGCUCAGGGACAGCAAAUCGGCUAUUUACCGCUGAACGGCACAAGGCUUCAGAAAGAGCUGGCAAAGACCCUGCUCUCACUGCAUGGUUCCAUAGUGGUUGGACUAGAUUAUGAUUGUCGGGAAAAAAUGGUCUAUUGGACAGACGUUGCUGGUCGGACAGUUAACCGAGCAAGUUUAGAACCAGGGGCUGAACCUGAAACCAUUAUUAACUCAGGCCUGAUGAGUCCCGAAGGACUCACCAUCGACCACUUCCGCAGAACCAUGUUUUGGACAGAUAGCGGCCUGGACAAAAUUGAGCGUGCAAGAUUGGAUGGUUCAGAGCGGCGAGUUCUGUUUGAUGCAGACCUUGUGAAUCCUCGUGCAAUUGCUGUGGACGCAAUUAGAGGCAACCUUUACUGGACUGACUGGAAUCGUGAAGCACCUAAAAUUGAAACCUCAACCGUAGAUGGAGCUAAUAGAAGGAUUCUGGUGAAUAAAGACAUCGGCUUACCAAAUGGCUUGACUUUUGACCCUUUCUCCAAACUGAUUUGCUGGGCAGACGCAGGUACCAAGAAGCUGGAGUGCACGUUACCAGAUGGAACAGGAAGGCGUGUCAUUCAGAAUAACCUCAACUACCCCUUCAGCAUUGUUAGUUAUGCCAAUCACUUUUAUCACACGGACUGGAGAAGGGAUGGUGUUAUAGCUGUGAAUAAAGACAAUGGCUACCUUACAGAUGAGUAUCUUCCUGAGCAGAGAUCACAUCUCUAUGGAAUAACUGCAGUUUACCCAUACUGCCCAGGAGCAAGAAAAUAAUCAGCUACUUCAAGUAAAAAAAGUUCAAUCUUUACACCUGGAGGAAGAAUUCCAGACCCAGAAAAUGAUCACCACAUACAGUUGAGGGGAAGAAAGUCUGCAAAAAAGAGGCCAUUGAUAUUUACUGAAGAUAAUGAAGUGAUCUAUUUUAGUACAAAAGAUUAUCAAGUAUUUUUUAAGUUAUACCUCAAUCUUUACUACUGUAUUUUUUUAAAAAGACAUUGAUAUAUUGCAAGAAAAUAUAAUGGCUCUGGGAAUACUAUGCCAUUACUCUAAUUUUUGCUUAUGUAAGCAAUUUUUAAAAAAAGUCUUAAUGUAACUUUCUUAAUCCAUUGUUUUAGUUUAUGGGAAGGAAUUAAAACACAAAUCGACAAUCUGACCAAUAGGUUCUUUUUUAGCUAAAAAGUUAAAUGUGUAUGGAAAGAUUUUAAUGCAAUGUCUUACCUGGAUCAAUUAAUCUACACCCUGAUUUUGAGUAUUUAGGAAAUUAUGCCAAACUGUCAUGGGAAAUGGCAAAUGCAUUAAAGAUUUUCCAACAUACAGUUCUAGAUAUAUCUUUCCCUCUGCCUCAAUGCAUGUCUUUUAGUAUUUAUAUUAGAAUAUGCUAACUUGAUGGUCCUUAAGUGCCUCCAGAGAACUACCCAUUACUGACCAAUACAUGUUCGUAAAUACCUGUUAAACUGUAAUGUCUCACUUUUUCUAGGUUACUUCAGUAAUAAAUAAAGGGUUUGUUUUGAAUUUUC
Molecule: messenger RNA, 4990 nt
Organism: Trachemys scripta elegans
Lineage: Eukaryota; Metazoa; Chordata; Testudines; Emydidae
Gene: NID2
Product: nidogen 2
Exons: 21
Coding region: 96-4247 (1383 amino acids)
Biological process (GO): cell-matrix adhesion
Cellular component (GO): basement membrane
Molecular function (GO): calcium ion binding
Source: RefSeq, a predicted model, not a curated record